UUAUAACUCCUAUUCAUUCAUUCAUCCUCCAACCGCUUCAUCCUCUUGAGGGUCGCGGGGGGGGCUGGAACCUAUCCCAGCUGACAUCGGGCGAGAGGCAGGGUACACCCUGGACAGGUCGCCAGACUAUCGCAGGGCUGACACAUAGAGACAAACAACCAUUCACGCUCACAUUCACACCUACGGACAAUUUAGAGUUAUCAAUUAACCUAGUCCCCAAUCUGCAUGUCUUUGGACUGUGGGAGGAAGCCGGAGUACCCGGAGAGAACCCACACUGACACGGGGAGAACAUGCAAACUCCGCACAGAAGGGCUCCCACGCCCGGGAUCGAACCGGCAACCCUCUUGCGUGGGGCGAGAGUGCUAACCACCACACCACCGUGCCGCCCCUAGUUAGCCUUUAUGUUCAAGUAUUUUAACGGCAGCCUACAGGCUAUAGUUUUUCCCCCAGUUUUCAUCUAGCUAAUUCUAAACAACUACAACAUUACGUUUGCCAAAGUUGCCUCAACUAUUGUAACGUUAGCUGCCAUGACAUGGUGCUGGUGUUCUUUGCUUUACACAGCUGUAGCUAGAUGGACACCCGUUUCAAAAAAAGGGCGCAUAGUGGGGUGACGAAGGCUGAGUAAGCUGAGGAAGCCCUGCCACAAGUCGGGGAGGAGGCGAACGAGGACGAGACACAAGAUGUGGAAGAGGUCCCUAUUCCACCAAAGAAAAAGAAGUUAGUCAAAUAUUCCCCGAAGAAACUAAUGUCUCCAACAGGGGCGUUGCAGUUGGCCAAACUUAAAGAACAAGCCAAGAUGGAUCGACAGAAGACUGAACACCUUGAGGACCGCAUUAAAUACCUGGAGGAGGCCAACAGGGAUCUGAAAAAUGACAAGGACUUCCUACUUUCCCAAAUGAAGGGCCCCCCAGCAUGCAUGCAUCUACUGGGAAAGGCUCUGGAAAGACUUCUUCAUCUUUAAGUUUGAUGUCUCCCAGUUCCUCCUCAGACUCCAGCUUCUCAUCAUCCUCAGAAGAAGAGGAGAAGAAGAAAAAGAAAAAGAAGAAGACCAAGAAGUCCAAGAAACAGCCUGAUUCUCAUGGACGUUCAAGAAUGACCACAACGGAUGGAGUUAUCCGCCGCUACAAGAAUGCCCUCCGCAUAUUCAACAAGUCUGGAUCCAUGAAAAAGGCCUUUGCCAAACUUAAUGUUGACCGCAACACAAUUGCGAGAACAGCUGUAAUUGCUGAGCUAGCGAUCACAUUUCCAGACACCUUCAAGGACCUGCUCCCAGGAGAUGAGAAGAUGUCGGCAUUUGCAGAGCGGUGCAGGGGGGCUAUAACAGAGGAGAUGGCUGAAACCAUCACAGCAAAGAAAAAAAGAGGAAAACUCCUCCCAAUAAUGUAUAAAUACACUUAAGACUGUUCAUUGAACUUGUUUAUGUGAAACAAGUUAUUCUGUUUAUACAUACAAAGUAUAUGUUGGAACCCUCUGUUUGAGGAGAAAUAAUACGAAUAAUGCAACAGUAAUGCAACAAUAAUGUUUUUUUUAUGUUUUGUGUUGAAAUACAUGAAGGAAAAAUCUCUUGACUUGUCUGUUGCUUUUGUUAAGGUAUUUAAAUCAUUUGACAGUGUAAUUACACUUAAUGACGUCUUAAUGAAAGGUUCAAAUUGUUCCACUUUACUUGAAUUCAUAGAAAACAGUCAUGACACUGUUAUAACCUGAUUUAACUAUGUAAUUACACUUAAUGACAUCUUAAUGAAAGGUUCAAAUUGUUCCACUUUACUUGAAUUCAUAGAAAACAGUCAUGACACUUUUAUAACCUGAUUUAACUAUGUAAUUACACUUAAUGACAUCUUAAUGAAAGGUUCAAAUUGUUCCACUUUACUUAAAUUCAUAGAAAACAGUCAUGACACUGUUAUGAACCGAUUUAACUAUGUAAUUACACUUAAUGACAGGUUCAAAUUGUAUAUGACAGUUAUAAAAUCAUUUGGCAGUGUAGUUACACUUAAUAACAUCAUAAUGAAAAGCACAAUGUUUAGGACACAAUCAUAAUGGUCUUGUGACAGGUAAUGUCAAAAUGAACCACAUAUGACAGUUUAAUGUCAUGUUAAGAUAUAAAGCUAAAUAGUUUUUUAAAGUUUGACAGUGAGGUCUACUAUGUCAUGUUUAUGACAGGGUAUGUUGUCUUGGCUUAUGUCAAGUUGUCAUAACAAAGACAUCUCAAACAAUGUCAACUUUAAAUCAAAGGUGACAUAAUUUACCGAAUGACACUU
Epinephelus moara (kelp grouper) is the source of this 2255-nucleotide messenger RNA. RefSeq names its product coiled-coil domain-containing protein 106-like. The transcript has 5 exons. Gene Ontology annotation, cellular component: nucleoplasm. NCBI's taxonomy places the organism in Eukaryota, Metazoa, Chordata, Actinopteri, Perciformes, Serranidae. The record is from RefSeq and is a predicted model, not a curated record. The coding region runs from base 913 to 1398 and encodes 161 amino acids.